Messenger RNA from Pectinophora gossypiella (pink bollworm), 1058 nucleotides. RefSeq names its product enoyl-CoA delta isomerase 2 (gene Dci). Lineage: Eukaryota; Metazoa; Arthropoda; Insecta; Lepidoptera; Gelechiidae. The record is from RefSeq and is a predicted model, not a curated record. The coding region runs from base 173 to 901 and encodes 242 amino acids. The transcript is spliced from 4 exons.
CAAUGACAAUCAGCUGAUAAAUAAAUAGUGGUAUGAUAAGGGACUCGCAAGUAACAAAGUUCACUUUAACUCAUAAUAUUAUAAUAGAACAUUAAAGUUGCCUUUUAAACUAAAGUGUGAUCAUUUUCGAAUCUUCGCAAGGCAUUUAUCUGGUUAUUGGAGACAUUUUGCGAUGGAUAACAGUGAAACUAUAAUUGAAACUCGUCAGGGUACCAUUAAGGUUGUACAGUAUAAUAAACCCAAAAAGAAGAAUGCCAUUGACGUGAAUAUGUAUCUUCGGAUAACGAAGAUACUUAAUGACGCUGCGAACGAUGCGGACAUAUCAGUGAUGGUAUUGACUGGGACUGGGGACUACUACAGUAGUGGAAAUGAUCUCUCUGCCCCCAGAGACUCGACGGAAGGGCCUUUUUUAGAUAUCCUGAAAAAGUUCAUUGACGCAUUUAUUACAUUCCCUAAAACACUAGUUGCCAUAGUAAACGGGCCAGCUGUUGGUGUGGCUGCUACGACACUAGCGCUCUGUGAUCUGGUGUUUGCAUCUGAAAAUGCUUUUUUCUACACCCCAUUCACAAAGUUAGGACUUGUGGCCGAAGGUUGUUCAACAUUCACAUUCCCAAGAUUGAUUGGAGACAGGAAGGCUGCUGCAAUGUUGAUGUACAACCAGAAGAUGUCAGCUAAAGAAGCACUUGACUGUGGUUUCAUAAACUAUAUGUAUAAACCUGAAGAGCUUCAGAGCAAAGUGUGGGACAAAAUCAUGGAAGUGUCUCAAUUCCCACAGGAAUCCAUCACAGUGACCAAAAAUCUUAUGAGGAGGAACCUGAAAGACACCCUUACAAAAACCAAUGAAAUGGAAAUGGAUGAACUGCAUAAAAUUUGGAUUGCUAAAACAAAUAGCAAGCUGUAAAUAUUAUCUACUGCAAUAAACAAACUUAUUAUCAGUUGGUGCCAGGGCAAAGGUGAUUAUUUUGUUGAGAUUAUGAGAGGAUUUUAUUUCUUAUUAUGUGUAAGAUUGUAUAAAUGUACAUAAUACUAUUUUGGAAAUAAUAAGGUAUUGGCAUUUA